This is a messenger RNA of Tupaia belangeri chinensis (Chinese tree shrew), 1493 nucleotides long. It is a transcript of the gene ZPBP2, whose product is annotated as zona pellucida binding protein 2. Gene Ontology annotation, biological process: acrosome assembly; binding of sperm to zona pellucida. Gene Ontology annotation, cellular component: extracellular region; acrosomal vesicle; zona pellucida receptor complex. The transcript is spliced from 8 exons. The record is from RefSeq and is a predicted model, not a curated record. Bases 331 to 1149 code for a protein of 272 amino acids. NCBI's taxonomy places the organism in Eukaryota, Metazoa, Chordata, Mammalia, Scandentia, Tupaiidae.
CCGCUGCCUUGGUAGCCUCAGACCGGUAGGGGAUCCUACCCCGUUGGUUAACUCCGCUCGGCGGAGAGAUGGGGAGGCGUUGGGCCAGGGCGGAGGUAGGAAGGAGUCAGCCCCUCGACGUCUCCCGCAUAGUUGGUCCUUGAGCCGUGAUGCAAGCGUGGGUCCUACUCUUCGCGGUACUCUGGUACCUUCCAAGAGUGGUUUCUUCCCUCCGCAGUUGGAUCGCAGCGUUCUUCCUUACUCAGCAAGGAAGGCUUCAUUUAUGGGCAGCAAGAAUACGCAGUAAAAAUAUAUGUAAAAAUACAUCAAAAUAGCCCAUUCCUUUUCUGUAUGGAUUUUCAACGUGCUAAUAAAGAAAUAGUGGACCCCACCUACUUAUGGAUUGGGCCUAAUGAAAAGACAUUAACAAGAAGUGAUCGAAUAAAUAUAACAAAAACAGGAAAGCUGAUGGUGAAAGACUUCCUAGAGGCUUUGUCUGGACUUUACACGUGUACUCUUUCUUACAAAACUGUCAAAGCAGAAACUCAAGAAGAAACGGUAGUAAAGAAGAGAUACGACUUUAUGAUAUUUGCCUACAGGGAACCUGAUUAUACAUAUCAGAUGGCUGUACGUUUUACCACAAAAUCUUGUAUAGGAAGAUAUAAUGACUUGCUCUUUAGAGUGCUGAAGAAUAUCUUGGAUAAUUUAAUCUCUGAUCUAUCAUGCCAUGUCAUAGAACCAUCAUAUAAAUGCCAUUUUGUUAAAAUCCCAAGUGAUGGCCUUAUACCCGAGCUAUUUAUAGCCUUUCAAGUUAAUCCUUUUGCACCAGGGUGGAAAAGUGCAUGCACUCAAUCUAUUGACUGUGAAGAUAUCACUAAUCAUAACAUUCUCCAGGCAAGAAAUCGAAUAGAAGAAUUUUUUCGAAGCCAAGCAUAUAUAUUUGAUCAUCGCUUGAAUAAAACUUUACCAGCUAUGCAUUUUGUGCCCCAUAGUUUUCAAGUAAUACGUAUGGAUAGCUGUCGACCAGGCUUUGGAAAAAAUGAAGGUCUACACAGUAAUUGUGCUAGCUGUUGUGUGGUUUGUAAUCCUGGGACUUUUAGUCCUGAUGUUGAUGUUACCUGUCAGACCUGCAUUUCUGUUCGUAUCUAUGGAGCUAAAUCUUGCCAGUAAAUGUCAAGCAGAACCAGCACUGUGAAGAAUAGAGGUGAAAGUGCUAUCACUUGCGUGUGGAGGUGGAGGUUGUAAGAUGAUUUGUUCACAUCCUCGAGCACCACAGACAUUUCCAUUAAGUAAGAGCAAAACAUUGGGAAACAGACAUUUUAGAAGCUUAAAUAAAAAAUAAAAAUAAACUGUUGACAUGGCAUUUCUAAGAAGAUAUUUAACCUAGUAUCACCAGUAUACAAAGGAAAGUUUAAGUAUUAGUGGAUUAUUUUUAAUGAAAUAUGUUUUAUUGUUCCCAAAUGGAAUCUGUUGCUCUGUACCUAAUAACACAUUAAGGUCUAGAAGACUAGUAA